This is a messenger RNA of Closterium sp. Naga37s-1, 3102 nucleotides long. The record is from the annotation of a GenBank genome assembly. NCBI's taxonomy places the organism in Eukaryota, Viridiplantae, Streptophyta, Zygnematophyceae, Desmidiales, Closteriaceae.
AUGCUGUCGUCUGUGCACCCGGUGUCCACCUCUGCGGUGUCGUCGCAGCCAGUGCGGGGUUCCACAGCGGCCGUGCAGCCGCCACCUGCGACGCCCCGUGCAAGGCCGAUGCUUUUCCACCUGCACGGCCCCGUCGCUGCGUCUUCCACGCCCCUGCGGGCUGUCUCCUCCGCCCUCUCCUCGCAUACCCAAGCUCCGCCCUCCCUCUCGCUGCGCUGGCGCCCAGCCCCUGCGCGCGCACGCGUCACGGCAGCAGCCGGUGCCGCGGGGACUCCGUCGGGUCCAGCGGGGCUGCCCUUCCGCAAGAAGAGUGGCGGCGGAAGGGGCGCCGGUGGCCCCGCGCCCCCGCAUUCAGCGUCGCAGCCGCCGUCGGCGAGUGCGCUUGGGUACCACCCGCUGGAGCACGUGCCGGCGGAGGAGCAGGACGGCGGAGGGCGCGCAGGCGUGGGCAAGGACGGCCGGCGCGGUGGCGCAGCGCAGCUGUCGCCGGCGGAGGUGGCGCGCACCGUGGCGGAGGUGAACGGUGAGGCCAUCGUGUUCGCCGCGCUCGCCGAGGGCUCCGCGGGCUUCCUGGCGGCGGACGCGCGCUUCGUCGUGGACCACAACGGAGGUACGCCGCGCGGCCUGGCGCCCCGCACUGCGGAUGAGCGUAGCGCAGGGGGGCAGGGGUGGCGGGGAGGGGGUGCAGGGACGGGUGAAGGCGGUGGGAGAGCAAGGAGGAAAGGGGGGCGGGCGGGCAUGGGGAAGGGCAGUGCGGACGUGUUCGUGGAGGUGGAGGAGGACGACGACUUCCUGCGCAUCCUCCACGAGGACGCGCGCCUCUGCUCGGCGCUGGUGGGGUUCGGCGGCAUGGACGAGGUGGCGCUGGACGACCUCAUCGAGGGCACGGCGGACGACGCGCAACAUCUGCAAGACGCCCACCACGACGGUAGCGACGGUAGCGACGACGAGAGGGGCUUCAGGGGCAGCGACCUGCGCGGGCGGGCCGGCGACGCCUGGCAGUCGCUGAACCUGCUGCUGGGCGGGGCUGGCAGUGGCGGCGAGGGUUCGAGGGGGGAGCGGGACGACGAGGAGGAGGAGGAUGAUGAUGAUGAUGACGAUGAAGACGAGGAGGGCGACGACGAGGACUUGGUGUUGUCGGAGGACGAUCGCCAUUUCUGGCGGGCGAUGAUAGGGCCGGACGCGGACCACCUGUUUGACACGCUGUCGCCAGAGGCACUGGGGUCGCUGGGCGCGUGGGGCGGGCGGGAGACGCUGCAGUGGGUGCACCCCGUGUACUUCGCCGACAAGAUGAUCAGCGCGGUGGGCGCGGACCCCAUGGCGGACAUGACGCGGCCGGUGCAGCGGCUGCUGCUGGUGGCGCGGGUGCGGCCGCUGUCGUCGGAGGAGGAGUUCCGCGUGCGCGGGCUGCUGGGGGAGCGAGCCUCGUACGACGCCCGGGAGGACCAGGACCACUGGGAUGGGGAGGGGGAGGGGGAGGGGGAGGGUGGUGCGGGUGGUGUGGAGGCGAGUGAGGCGAGUGUGUUGCAGGGACGUGAGAGCGAGGCCGAUGGCAGCACAGGCAGCGCGGCUGCUGCUGCUGCUCGUGUGGAUGAAGCCGUUCUUGCAGGAGCAGAAGAGGCGAUUGCAGGGGUAGGGCAGGAGGAGAGACGGGACGAGGUGCAGGAGAAGCAGGCGGAAGGGGUUAGUGAAGGGCAUGAAGCAGGCAGCAGCAGCAGCAGCAGCAGCAGCAGCAGCAGCAGCAGCAGCAGCAGCAAGGGCAAGCGCGAGGGCAGCAUGAGGGUGCGGAAGCCGGAAGCACCCACGGCCAGGGCGGAGCCGAGAGCGGCAGCAGCGGCCGGGGCCAGCGAGAGCAGCAGCGGCACAGCAGGGGUAGGGGGCAGUGGGUUGGGGGUGGGAGGGCGGGAGGAGGAGACGGUGUUGGGCGUGGUGGGGUACCGCGUGGAGGGGCUGGAGCACGUCUUCCAGGGCGACGCCUGCUUCCACUCGCGCCCGGACCUCCCAGACGCCCAUGGCGAUGCGGCCUUCGAGGUGUCGUGGGGGGCCGACUGGCGGCCUGGUGAUGGUGAUGGCGACAGUGACUUGGGCAGUAGUGGCAGGGAUGCUCAGGGAGGCUGGGCUCAGGACGAGGGCCAGGGGGCGUGGGAGGAGAUGACAGAGGGGCAGCAGGGGACGGGGAGCAGAGGGGAGGAUGGUGAGGCGAGUGCGCAGGGAGCGAGCAGCAGCAGCAGCGGCGGCGGCAGCAGCACGGAUGGGGCGAGGGCAGUGGGGAGGACAGGCGAUGGGAUUUUGGAGGUGCCUCCUGGGGCCAUGUGGCUGAGUGCCGUGGGGCCAGAGAAGGACGCGCAGCGAGCGCAAGGAGGUGGGCAGGGGCAGCAGUCUCAGGGAAGUGACCUGCUGAGGCCUGCUGCUGGCGCUGGAGGGGCCGUGGCAGGGGAAGAGCAGGGAGAGGCAGUGCAGGGACAAGGGGUGGGACGAGUGGGAUCGUUCAAUGCAGCUGAGUGGGCGGAGGUGGUGAAGGCGGAGCAGGAGGAGAGUGAGGAGGGCAGUGAGGGCGAGGAGGGCAGUGAGGGCGAGGAGGGCAGUGAGGGCGAGGAGGGAAGUGAGGGCGAGGAGGGAAGUGAGGGCGAGGAGGGGUGGGAGGGCAGCAUGCGCACGGUGCUGUACCAGCUGGACCUCGUGCACAUACAGCUGCUCGCCUCCUCUGGCUGCCAGGAGGAGGUGGCGCCACAGCAGUGGCAGGAGGCGGCACCGGACCUGCUGGCGCACGUGGCGGACAGCAUAGUGCAGCGCGCCAACUCGCUUGAGCGCGCGCGGCGCUGCAUGCGCGACCUGUGUGCGCGCGAGCACGGGAUAGACGCCGAGGAGGUGUGGCUGGCGGGCAUAGACCACCUGGGCAUAGACGUGAGGGUGCGCAUGGGCCUCGAACUCCAGACCUUGCGAUUCCCCUUCAGAUAUCCGGCGUCCACGGAGGUGGCAGCAGAGCGGCUGCUGGACGAGCUGCUGAGGCCGCGCCCCCUGCCCUCCGCCACCUCCACUCGCCUCAAGCCGCGCCUCUCUGCCCGCCAGUUGCGCCGCCUGCGUGCCCGCAUGCGCCGCUGA